AUGAGUCAGCAUCAAAUUUUCAAGAACAUUACGGUACCUUGGGAAACGGCCAGUACGGAUGAAGAGGCUCAACAGGAGGCCGCUGAGGAGCGCCGCUUCAAUGUCUCUCGGCGCGAUAUGAUCGAGGACUUCAUCAGCUCCUUCAGCGAAAAGCAGUCACCGCGCCGCGAGCAUUCUCCUCGUUCCUACGACGCUAGUCUCAUUUCACCACGGAUGCGUCUUGCCACCUACACACCACCAUCGAUGAGUCCGCGCUCGCGUUUUGCGGAUCAGAUCUCGACAGCGGCAAUAAAUCCAUAUUGGGAGGAGAGUCUUGAUGAUUUGCUCGGCAUCAAAUCCUUUAUGAAGUCUCGGGACCAGCUCCGCCAUGUACCUAUGGAAACGGUACAAGAUGGUGACGAAGAAUCACCCUUGACAGAUCUGCGACUGGCCCACGGAUCGCUUUUUGAUACGCCUAGAAAAUCAGCAUUUCCUUCCCCUCCAUCGACAGCGUCUUCCCGUGAACCGAAAUUUGCUCCAAUUCCCCCAAUUCGGACAGCCGAGGGGGCGAUCGAGCUCAUCGAGUACAUUUCACAGCAAAUCGCUAAAAACGUACCUUUAUCUGCUGUACGCGAGGAGGUGCUCAAGCGCAUCCGCCUUGAUGACUUGAAGCGGACAAACGAAACUGACUGGGUACGCUCAAACGUUGACGCGGAUAUUUUGGAGCAGACGCUACAAAUGAGUCAACUAUUCAUGGAGGCUGCUUCUGCAGAAGCGGAAAGAUUGCGUCAACUGAGUCAAGACUGGGGAACGGCAAAGGAGGGCGCAUCGCUAGAAAUUUUAACUCUUGUUAGAGAAAUGCUGGCACGGAUAAACGGUCUCCCCGGCCGGCUUCAUGGAUCGUUGAGGAUGGCAUCCCAACUCACCGAUGCUGAAUAUCAAUUCCUGCACAAAUCGGAGUUACCGUCGUACCACUUCCAGAAGUCAUUGCGGCGACUUCCGAUCCCGAAGCUCUCUGAUACCGCUAAUCGGUAUCUGGCGUCGGCUAAGGUUGUUCUCGGCGAGGCUGACUAUGCAAGAACGGAGAAGCUCAUGCGCGAAUUCGAGAAUGGCGAAGGGAAAGAGCUCCAAGAGGAAUUGUUGAAGUACGACAAAAACCACAAGGAUACGAGCUAUAUCAGCGAGCCUUGGUUCGAUAUCUACCUCAGGGCACGUGUUCCUUGCCCGGUCAACUACAAUCCGUUCAUGAUGUAUGCGGCCGACCCGAACGAGAAAUUCAUGGAGCAGGCGACGAGGGCGACCAACUUUGCCAUUUCUUACGCUCGCAUUAAGAAAUCAUUGGAUGCUGAGGUACUCGCACCAGAAGUCUUCCACAUGAACCCUAAAAAGAGCGACACGAAGACUUUCCGGCGGGUUUGCAGGAUGCUUCCCCCUUCACUUUCCUGGUUUGGCGCCGUCGCUUUCAAGGCCUUCCCGUUGGACAUGAGUCAAUACAAAUCGCUCUUCAACGGAUCUCGUGUCCCCAAGAAAGAAAAGGAUGUGCUGUAUCUUGACCGGGAACAGAAGCACUUUGUCGUCCUUCAUGGUGGCCGAAUUUUUGCUGUCCGUAUUUUCGAUGAUAAAGGAAAUAUUCUACCAGCUAGUGAAGUCCACGCCGCUAUCCAAGCUAUCUUACGCGAAAAGCCGGCCGCCGAGAACGAGCGCCUUGGAUCGUUGACUGCUGCUAAUAGGGAUGUGUGGGCUGAUGCACGACGGGAGCUUGAAGAUCUCGGGAAUGGAGAACAACUGCGGCAAAUCGACGGUGCCAUGUUUGCUCUUUGUCUCGAUGAUUUGAAGACUACCGAUCAUAAAAGGUUGGUCCAAUCGCUUCUGAUCGGUGAUGAUGGCUCAAAUCGCUGGUUCGACAAGUGUUUCCAGCUGAUCGUUGACGGCAAUGGCCAAUCGACGAUCAACUUCGAGCACUCGUGGGGUGACGGCGUGGCCGUGUUGCGACUGAUGGAGGAGAGCUUCAAAUCGGCCACUGCGGCAACCAAAGAAACCGUCCUGGCCCUAACAUCCGGUCGCCAGGAAAAUAUUCAAGAGUUACUGAAGAAGUGCUCUGAUCAGCAUUCGCAACUCGUAAAGGAGGCUAGCAUGGGCCAAGGAUUCGACCGCCAUCUACUCGGCCUUCGGAUUACGGCGGAACGGUUGGGCAAGCCGCUUCCGGUAGUUUUCCAAGAUGCUUCUUAUGACAGAAUGGGCCAUUUCGUCUUGUCGACCUCAACGCUCUCCACGGAAACGAUUGUUUUUGGCGGCUUCGGGCCUGUUGUCAAUGACGGAUUCGGUGUCGGCUACAAUGUAGUGCCAAGCAAGCUUGGAGCCGUGAUCUCCAGCGUGAAGAAGAAGGCCCAAACGUUCGCCGAUGCCUUGACGGAGUCGCUCGACACGCUGCGUGGGAUUCUGGUCAAA
This is a messenger RNA of Mesorhabditis spiculigera, 2427 nucleotides long. Lineage: Eukaryota; Metazoa; Nematoda; Chromadorea; Rhabditida; Rhabditidae. The record is from the annotation of a GenBank genome assembly.